Molecule: messenger RNA, 1364 nt
Organism: Protobothrops mucrosquamatus (brown spotted pit viper)
Lineage: Eukaryota; Metazoa; Chordata; Lepidosauria; Squamata; Viperidae
Gene: APBB1
Product: amyloid beta precursor protein binding family B member 1
Exons: 10
Coding region: 16-1188 (390 amino acids)
Biological process (GO): regulation of DNA-templated transcription
Cellular component (GO): nucleus; cytoplasm
Molecular function (GO): transcription factor binding; amyloid-beta binding
Source: RefSeq, a predicted model, not a curated record
CUCCCAGCAGGAUGGAUGCGGGUUCAAGAUACGUCCGGCACCUACUACUGGCACAUUCCGACGGGCACCACCCAAUGGGAGCCUCCCUUGUGCAGCGGGAGGGGCGACUCGGCAGGAAACACCCCCACCCGGGAGACCCAGCCUGGGGUGUGUUGCUUCUCCGUCCACUCGCUGGGCUGGGUGGCGGUGGCCGAGGAGGAGCUGGCGCUGGGCAGGAGCGGAGUGGCGGUCAACAACUGCAUCCGGCAGCUGGCUGGGCAGGAGCCGGCCCUGGUGGAGGUAAGCAGCUGGUGGGGUGGGCAGCCAGACAGUGGUAAAUCCAUGCUGCUGGUCCUGGAGAAGGAGCUGCUGAAGCUGCUGGACUCGCAGAAGCGGACGGAGCUGCACUGCCUGCCCAUCGCGGCCAUCCGGGUCUGGGGCGUCGGGCGGGACAGCGGAAGGGAGUUUGCGUACGUGGCACAAGACCAGCUGGCUCAGAUGCUGAAGUGCCACGUCUUCCGGUGUGAAGCUCCCGCCAAGAAUAUUGCCAGCAGACUCCAUGAAAUCUGCUCCAAGAUUGUGACAGAGCGGCGGAGCGUGCAAAGCUCACUCAACGGGAUCUCCCUGGAUCCGUCCAAGAUGGUGGAGAUCCCCUUCCAAGUUGAGUUUCCGGCACCCAAAAGCGAAUCGGUCCAGAAGUUCCAGGUUUACUACUUGGGGAGCGUUUCUGUGGCCAAGCCUGUGGGCAUGGAGGUCAUCAACAGCGCCCUCGAGGCAGCCCUGGCAUCUGGCAGCAAGGAGCAGUGGGCACCUGCUCAAUUCAGCGUGGCACCGGCCACUCUCACCCUCGCCCAUCAGCAGACCGACACCGUGCUGUGUGAGUGCCGCGUGCGCUUCCUCUCCUUCAUGGGCAUUGGGCAGGACGUCCGCUCCUUCGCCUUCAUCAUGGCUGCUGCCGCCGGCAACUUCCGCUGCCACAUGAUCUGGUGCGAGCCCAAUGCUGCGGGGCUGAGCGAAGCCGUUCAGGCCGCUUGCAUGCUCCGCUACCAGAAAUGCUUGGAUGCGCGGCCCCAAUCCACCAGCAGCUCCUGUCUCCCGGCCCCUCCUGCCGACUCCGUGGCUCGCCGUGUGGGCUCCACAGUUAGGAAGGGCAUCCAGGCCCUGCUGGGGACCCUCCAACCCAAACGCCAGGGGUCCCAGACGCCGUGAGCUCCAGGCACGAGAGAGGGGACCUGCCCGCCCACCUUGACCCUCCGGGCCAGCAGCGCCACUGGCCUCUUGCCAUCAGCCUCGUAGCGCUUUGCCUGCCCCGGUGCGCGGUGCGUGUGUAUUCUGCAUGAGUGCAAGGUGUCUAUUUAUGAGGGAUGCGUGGAUCUGCACAGACA